Molecule: messenger RNA, 3477 nt
Organism: Penicillium pulvis
Lineage: Eukaryota; Fungi; Ascomycota; Eurotiomycetes; Eurotiales; Aspergillaceae
Product: putative ubiquitin conjugating enzyme
Exons: 2
Coding region: 1-3477 (1158 amino acids)
Molecular function (GO): NAD+ poly-ADP-ribosyltransferase activity
Source: RefSeq, a predicted model, not a curated record
AUGCCAACCACAGACUUCCGCAUGGAUUUACGGGAUGCCUCCACCCCACAACGAUUUACGCACCUGAGCAGAGUCCAGCCUGGAGACUACGAUGGCUCCAUAUCUUUUGAUUUCCAUGACUCCGAUUCAGGAACCAAUAUUGAAUUUCAAGUUGUGGUAUCAGACCCUUCCGACUACCCCACAGAUCACAGCUUCGUGGUCUUUGCAUCAUCCGACAAUGUCGCUCCACAAAUUACAACCGGCUUGGAAAAGGCACAGGAUAAGGGUACCUUCACUGGCGUUUCCAUUCACGAUGUCCUGACCACCGUCGAUUGUAUGGUGCAUAAUGCACUUCGCGACCCGAAGCCCCAGUCACCUGGAGGACCAGAUUAUGACGAUGAUUCCGAUGGAAGUGACGGAAUCAUAGAUGAGUACGAGGAAUUUUCUGACGAUGCAACCUUCAACCUGCCUUCCCGACAGAUGCUCACACUUGCGCUCCCCCAGAAGCUUCGGUAUGACCUUCGUCUUGCCAAGGCAGCGGGAUUCAAGGUUGGCUGUCUGGGAGACGUGACGGGGCCUAUUAUUUUGUCCAUCGCUCGUCGCAUAUCCAAGCUGGACAUCUCAGAAGAGGCCAUGCAGGCAUGGACUGUGGAGCCCUCGGAGUACCUGGUGCUCUUGAUCCAGUAUUCAAACGGAUAUCAGGAUAUGCAAGGCAUCUUCGACAUGAAAGAAUCUGCGGCCCCUUGGGUUCGAAUGCGCAUUGGGCUUUGCGACUCUUACAAACCUUCAUCUUUCCAGGCUGCCCUCCUUGCUUUUCAAGCACCUCCCACAUCAUCGAUAACUGAAGUGGAUAAUAAGCCCCCCGACACAAAGUCAAUGGCCAGCCUCAGACCGGUGUUCAUCGGGUCAUCACUCAACAAACUUUUGAAUGAACGACUACUGGGAAUCAUUACAGCCCGCAAGAAGCUCAAUCUUUCAUGGACAGGCGCAGAGUUUUUUGUUCACGCCAAUCAAGGAAAGGUCAUCAGUGCGGAAGAUGCAGACAACCCUCAAUUUUACAUACAAGAUACCUGGGUCUCGCCCCCUUCAAGUGCCCUAGUCUCAGAUCAUUACCAGGAUAUGGGACUAGACAUGACCAGGACUUCUUUCCCCCUAGUUGCCAUGCAAUUCACUCUUCGCCACUUCAUCAGGUGCGCAGAGUUUUGUCUUAUAUGUCAUUGCAAGACCUUCGAUGGCUUCGAGGUUCUGAAGCCAUAUGUCUGCUCCAAUGGAUUGUGCCUCUAUCAAUACAUCACCUUUGGCAUGGGCUCCAGUGUGGAACACGAUAUUCGGACACAGCCCUUUGUCGUCGAUCUUCUCGUGUCUUUGGCUUACGCCAGAGCAAAGACGGGUCUUCUUGAGGAUUUCCCAACCGGUUUAGGGAUCCUGGUCCCCGACGAGGAAAAAGUGACAUCAGGAAAAAAGGGGGCGAAACUCUCUGAACCUCCCAGCUACCACACUGGCCGCUUGAUCAAAUCCUCAAUGACUGUGUUUUGCCAAGCAGCUGGAAUCACAGCUGGUGACUGGAUCCAGGUCAUCCAUAGUACGCACUCCCUGACGGCCAGUUGGCACUGUCAGGUGCAAGAUGUCGAUGAGGGCCUCGCUUUCAUUACUCUGUCACAGCCAAUCCCCACGGCAUCCCAAGUUUUACUCCACAGCACGUUGCCUGAGGCCCAGGAUGUGAGUUUUGUGUGUUAUGAUCAGAAAUUCGAUAACAUGAAACCUCAAAAGAAGCAGGCCGUCAUGCUGAAGAUACUGGACACACUGCCAAGCAUACAAUUGAUGGAGCUGUUCCUCGGAUCCUCGGAUUCUGAAAAGGUCCUCUCAUCUUGGCGUGAGCGAAUAACUCCUGCCGCGCUUGACAUGCUACGGUGGAUUGUUGCCUCUAAUCGAUCAUGUAUUCUCCAAGACCACAACGAUAGAAAUCAUCUGGUCAGUAAUAUGCCGGGUUACAUGCAAUUUCGACUUGUCCAAGGUGCCCCAGAUAAAGAACAGCGCUUUAUCAACGCCAUCGAGUCAGUAGCAAUGACCAAAAACCCAAGCAAUCCGACAUUAUUUGCAUGGCAUGGCAGCCCCAUCGCUAAUUGGCACAGCAUAUUGCGAAAAGGGCUCAAUUUCGAUAAAAUCAGCAAUGGCCGAGCAUGCGGGAACGGAGUGUAUUUUUCAAGGCAUUUCACCACUUCAGUGGGCUAUACUAACAAUCUUACUUUUCACCAUCAAACUGGGGAUAGGGUUGUUUCCGAAUGGCCCCACAGCAGACUGAAAAUGCAAAGUGUGCUGUCCCUGAAUGAGAUAAUCAACCGCCCAACGGACUUUGUCUCUCAAAGCCCGCACUUCGUUGUCGACCAUCUGGACUGGAUCCAACCAAGAUAUCUUUUCGUGGGAAACCGUGGAUCCGUGGGUCCUAAUCUGCCCACUGUUCAGACAUCUGAUUUCGUGCCGUUCUACAGCCAGGAUCCCAAAUACCCAGCAAUUGGCUCCAACGGCAAGUCUGUCAGGAUACCUCUUUCAGCAGUCAGCAGCCAACGACGUCAAAUUUUUGGUACUCGGUCCCCGGUGUCAUCACUCAACUCACCAGCUCGAAUUCGGAAAGAGUCCUCCGAAACCGCCACGUCCUCCGAGUCGACAGAUACUAACACCUCUAAGAUAAACAAUGACGAUUGUGCUAGUGUUUCAACAGCAACGGAUGAUCUCAAUCUAUUAAUAUCCGACUCUGGGACAGAGGAUGGCAUCACUGGAGCCACGGUCGAUACGGAAAUCGCGGUCGAAACUAAGACCAUUGAGGAAAUUCCAUCUGAAAGGAAUUUGCAGAUGGCCACACCUCCCACACAUACAGCCCUCGAGACCGACUUUGUGUCAGGAACUCUGCAGGCGAACCGCCUCCCGAUCAUUGCACCACCCCGGUAUGCAACAACGACUGCUACAAAGUUACUCCAACAGCAUCUUCAAACCACGCUAAAAGUCCAGAAAAAGGAGGCACCUGCAGAACUCGGAUGGUGUCUUGACCCUAAUCUCAUUUCAACGGUAUAUCAGUGGAUCGUCGAGUUGCAUAGCUUUGACUCUGCCUUGCCUUUGGCUCAAGAUCUCAAGGCAGCAAAGCUCAAUAGUGUUGUCCUUGAGCUACGGUUCCCAAAUGACUUUCCCAUGAACCCGCCGUUUGUUCGAGUCAUUCGGCCUCGUUUUCUGGAGUUUGCAGCCGGUGGAGGGGGUCAUGUUACUGCCGGAGGGGCCAUAUGCAUGGAGCUGCUAUCCAACUCGGGCUGGUCUCCAGUUACUUCCAUCGAGAGUGUUCUGCUGCAAGUUCGUUUGGCUCUCAGCACCACAGAGCCACGGCCAGCACGAUUGGCCAGAUGUUCCCGAAGGGAUUAUGGAAUUGGCGAAGCAGUGGCGGCAUUCAGAAGGGCUUGCUUGUCUCACGGAUGGCGAGUUCCCAAUGAUUUGGAGCUCAUCACGGGUUGA